CAUGCCUCUUUCUUCUUCCAAAUUUUUUCUCCUAUUUUUUUACUGAAUACUCACAAAACAACGCUUUAUACGCAUGUCAUCUGUUGUAAAGAUUCUUGGAGAUUCUAUUUCUCUCAGCGGCGCGUUCCAGCGUGCAGCCGAGGGUUUCGUCAACCGCACGCCGCACCGGAGCGCGCUAGUUCUUGGCGCAACCGGUGAGGUUGGGCGCGAGGUGGUCGGGCACCUGCUUGCAUCGGGGGCGUUUGAGAAGGUGACUGUGUUUGUGCGGCGGCCUAUCGAGUAUAGCGGGCCGCAUGCGGACCGGCUCGAGCAGAAGCCGAUUGACUUUGAAGAUACGGCCAAGAUGCAGGGUGAUUUCGCCGGACACACGCACGCAUUCAGCUGCCUGGGUACGACGCGCGCCAAGAGCGGCCCUGAGGGCUUCUAUAAGAUCGACCAUGACUAUACGAUGAACGCGGCGCGCGCAUGCAAGGCAGCCGAAAUCAGAGCACUACUCGAUUUGCAGCUCGGCGGUGGGCUGGGUUUCCCGCGGGUGUCGGUGUUCCGCCCCGCCAUGCUCGAGUGCGACCGCGGCGAGGCCAGAUGGAUGGAGCGGAUGGUCACUGCGGCGCUGCCUGUGCUCAAGGCGUUCGCAGCAAAGUCAGUUGCCAUCAAGACGUCGACGGUCGAGACACCGGUGGCCGAGAUCAUCUCCAACGCCGACAUGCACAAUGCCUUCGAGAGCAGCAAGUAA
Linderina pennispora is the source of this 733-nucleotide messenger RNA. RefSeq lists its product as uncharacterized. NCBI's taxonomy places the organism in Eukaryota, Fungi, Kickxellomycota, Kickxellomycetes, Kickxellales, Kickxellaceae. Gene Ontology annotation, cellular component: cytoplasm. The record is from RefSeq and is a predicted model, not a curated record. Bases 74 to 733 code for a protein of 219 amino acids. Gene Ontology annotation, biological process: import into nucleus. The transcript is spliced from 3 exons.